AUUCUCCCACGAACAAAUGACUUGGAAUUUUUGAGUUUACUCUGAGGCUGCCUCACGUUUGAAUGGAAUAUGACAUUCUCAUUCUGUCAUUGCUAAGCCCCCCAAUCUGCCUGUCUGCUUUUUCGUCUGUGUCUUGUCUUUCUUCUGUGCUUUAAUGCAUCUCUACCAGCCAAACCCAACUCAACUUUUGGAGGGUAAAAGCUGAAAGCCUGAAGGCAUAGGCCGGUGAAUUCAUGUUCAUGGUCUUGAUCCCCCUGAAGCCACCACUAGUUUCUUCGCUACUUCAGUCUUCAGUUGUAUUAGUCUUGAGCACAGUAUACUCAUCCAAUGAGAAUAUCAUUACUUAAAUGGCUUUCCUUCAUUUUCAGUUAUUAUUGGGUAUUUCUUAGCUUCCACGUCUAUAUGGUUUCUGGGCAUUCUGUCCAUUGUCUUGACGACCAGAAACUUCUGUUACUUCAAUUGAAGAAAAACCUCAAAUUCAACCCUCUUGAUUCCAGCAAAUUGGUGUUCUGGAAUGAAAGUCAACGUUGCAAUGAGUGGAGUGGCAUAACUUGGAACGGUGAUGGACAUGUUGCUGGUUUAGACUUGAGUGGGGAAUCUAUAUCUGGAGGACUAAACAAUUCUAGUACUCUUUUUAGUCUUCAUUAUCUGAACAAUUUGAACUUGGCUUUCAAUAACUUCGGUUCAGUGAUUCCAUCUGGAAUUAAAAAUUUGAAGAACUUAACUUCUUUGAAUUUGUCAAAUGCUGGCUUUGUGGAUCAGAUACCAAUGGAGAUUGCUCACCUCACAAGGUUAACCAUUCUUGAUCUGUCUACUCUUUAUUAUCUAGGAGGAUCAGCUCCGAAACUUGAGAAUCCGAAUCUGGUGAAGCUUGUUCAGAACCUCAGUGAAGUUAGAGAACUAUAUCUUGAUGGCAUUAAUAUAUCGCUGAAGGGAAAUGAAUGGGGUCAUGCUUUAUCAUCUUUUCUACCUCAUCUACAGGUACUAAGCAUGUCAAAUUGCAACCUGUCAGGCCCCAUCGAUUCCUCACUUAAAAAGCUUCAAAAUCUCUCCAUAAUUCGCCUGGAUCAGAAUAAUUUGUCAGCCCCAGUGCCCAGCUUCUUUGCUAAAUUCUCAAAUCUAACCAAUCUGGACCUCAGUUCUUGUGAUUUGAGUGGUCGGUUUCCAAAUGAGAUCUUCCAGGUACAGUCACUCACUUCUCUUGAUCUAUCAUAUAAUCAUGGUCUUCAAGGUUCUCUGCCAUUACACUUCCCACAGAACGGAUCUCUCCAGAUAUUGAUCCUAAGCAUUACAAAUUUCUCCGGAGCAUUGCCACCUAACAUAAGCAAAUUACGGAAGUUGACCAGACUAGAGCUUUUCCAAUGCCAAUUCAAUGGAAAACUACCAGAUUCAAUGUUGGAUCUCCCUGAGCUCACUUACUUAGACUUGUCGUUUAACGAAUUCAUUGGUGCAAUCCCAUCAUUUGGCAUGGCCAAGAAGCUUACUCACAUAGACCUAUCUCAUAACGAAUUAAACGGUGGAGUUGUAUCAGUUCAUUUCGAAGGCCUCUUGAAUCUAGUCAGCAUCAAUUUAAGGGACAAUUCUCUCAAUGGGAUAAUUCCUAUGUCUCUGUUUUUGCUCCCAUUGCUACAACAUAUACAGUUCUCCAACAACAACUUUCAAGGUCAGCUAGCUGCCAUAUCAAGGUCAGCAUCGAUUUACAGGACAAUUCCCUCUAAGUUACAAGUACUUGAUUUAAGUAGUAACUAUUUAAGUGGGCCUAUUCCUCAAUUUAUUUUUCAUCUAGGCGGGCUUAAGAUCCUUCAACUGUCUUCCAACAAGUUCAAUGGCAUGCUGCGGCUGGAUAUGUUUGAGAGACUUCAAAAUCUAACUACGUUAGAUCUUUCAAACAACAACUUGUCAAUUGACGCAAAUGUUAAGAAUGCCAACUGGUUAUUCUUUCCCAACAUGACUAGUGUGAAGUUGGCAUCUUGCAAGUUGAGACAAUUCCCUAGUUUCUUCAGAAAUAUGUCCAGAUUAACCAAUCUAGACCUCUCGAACAAUGAAAUUAAAGGAAAAAUACCCAAGUGGAUUUGGGAGCUUGGCUAUCUUGGUCAAUUAAAUCUUUCUCACAAUUCAAUUCAGGAGAUAGAAAGAGUCCCACAUAAUCUUGGCCCUAACAAUUUGUUUGUGCUUGACCUCCAUGAGAACAACCUCCAAGGCACACUUCCAGCAUUUCCUAAGUCUGCCUCUUAUUUGGACUAUUCUUGUAAUAAUUUCAGCUAUGUUGUUCCCCCUGACAUCGGUAACUAUCUGAAUUUCACAAUUUUUCUCUCUCUGUCACACAAUGCUCUCUAUGAAAGAAUCCCUGAUUCCAUCUGCAGUGCUUCAUAUCUUCAAGUGCUUGAUCUUUCCUACAACAACUUUAAUGGGGCGAUUCCACAUUGUCUAGCAAAAAUUGAGGCUCUUGGUGUAUUGAAUUUAGAAAAAAACAAUCUCAGUGGCAAAAUUCCUGAUACUUUUCACGCUUUAUGUGCUCUUAAGACUCUCGAUCUUAGUGGUAAUAAUUUACAAGGGCCAAUUCCAAAUUCUCUGUCCAAGUGCACCACACUAGAGGUGUUAGACCUUGGAAAUAACAAGAUGGAUGAUCGAUUUCCAUGCUCGUUGAAGAUAAUACCUACACUCCGGGUCCUGAUUUUGCGAAACAACAAUUUCCAUGGUCCUAUUGGAUGUCCAAAUAUGAAGGGAAUGAAUUGGACGAUGCUUCAAAUUGUGGAUCUAGCUCUCAACAAUUUUAAUGGAAAGCUGCCAGGAGAAUGUUUUCCGACUUGGAAGGCAAUGAUGCUUGACGAAGAUAAAACAGCGUCAAAGGAAAUUUCGAUUCACUUCAAUUUCUUUAGAUUUAGUCAAGUGAUCAAUUAUCAGAACCGAGAGAUAAUUACCAUGAAAGGUCAGGAGAUGAACUUGAUUAAAAUUCUAACUAUCUUCACGUCUAUUGACUUUUCAUCCAAUCGUAUUGAAGGGUCAAUACCAGAAGAGAUGAUGAAUUUUACAGCACUCCACGGGCUCAACCUUUCAAAUAAUAAUCUCUCAGGCCUCAUCCCAUCAUCCAUAGGGAAAUUGAAAGAUCUUGAAUCCUUGGACUUGUCAAACAACUCUUUUACCGGAAAGAUUCCAUCACAGCUUGCAAGUUUGUCUUUCCUUUCAUUUAUGAACCUCUCCUGUAAUCACUUGGCAGGGAAAAUCCCAAUAGGCACUCAACUACAAUCAUUCGACGCAUCUUCUUUCGUUGAUAAUAAAGGAUUAUGUGGACCUCCUUUAGUUAGCAAGUGUAGCAGGGAUGAGAGAGGUUCAAAAAAUGGUUGGACAAGUGUUGCAUCCGCGGAUUCAGGGGUUGAAUUUGAUUGGCAGUUUGUAUUUAAAGGAGUGGGUUUUGGGGUUGGAUCAGGAUUGGUCGUUGCUCUCUUGAUGUUUUGGGAUGAAGGGAGAAGCUGGAGCAACAACAGCAUCGAAAAAGUUCUUCUGUUGAUUCUUACUAUGAUUGACUUGGUUACACCCACGAGGGUUUAUGAGGUGGAGAAUGAUAUUGAAGAACAUAAAUCAGGCAUGGCAAGGGAGAAUAAUCAUCACAAUGAAGAAGAUUGUAAUUUUGAUUGUCUAAACUUUGGAGGGAAGUACUGUGUUUUCUGCUCCAAGCUUGGCAUGAGUAUGAAUAAGCCCAGUCAUGACACAUCGUGUACAUGCCAUCUCUCAACAUCAGCUUCACCAUCUACUGGUUCUUCAGAGUCAGAUACCGAUUCCUCUUAGUCACAUUCACUAUGAAAGCUUGCUCUUCUUUUUCUGUUUCGUUCCUUCGCUCCGUGUUGUGUUGUGCACACACCACCCAUGUGUAUAAUGAAGCUACUUAAUAAUGAAAAACAACAAUGAGAAUAAACAAUUAAUGAAGUCGCUUUUACUUUGUUUUCGGUGUCUUUUGUGGUAUCAUGUGAUCGACAAAUUAGUAAAAUGCUGCCAAUGCUCAUUCAGGACUUUCAUCAAACAGUUUGAGGCCCCGUUGAUACCCUCACUUGGGCACCAAAAAUUGCAUUUGAAGAAGAUAAGAGAGAAUCUCAGGGUAGCUAGGGAAAAGGAGCUGCUAUAGAAUUCACACUUCACAGGAUAGAGAGACCGAAGGUCGCAGGCUCGCAGCCCAGGGCUUCCGAAUGGCCCCACAAAAGAAGGGUGAAAAAGCAGAUGCCACAGCGACACUCGUCUCGAUCCUUCAAUUUCAUCUACAACGUUCCUCCAUCUU
Molecule: messenger RNA, 4270 nt
Organism: Prosopis cineraria
Lineage: Eukaryota; Viridiplantae; Streptophyta; Magnoliopsida; Fabales; Fabaceae
Product: receptor-like protein 7
Exons: 2
Coding region: 328-3786 (1152 amino acids)
Cellular component (GO): plasma membrane
Molecular function (GO): protein binding
Source: RefSeq, a predicted model, not a curated record